AUGGUGCCACCUGGGCUUUGGGAUACCCAUGAUGGGGGCAAUUCGACAAUGCCGGAUAUGCCGGGCCCACGCGGGAAGACGUUUGCCGGCCCGUGGCUUGAGCAACAAAUCAUUCUUUCUGCGAUGGUAGGCUUUGUAUCCAUCCUCAUCUUUGGACUAUGGAAGCGCCACUACCCCAAGAUCUACAUGGCUCGGCAUCACAUACAGGGCUCCGCGCUACCGUACCAGCAGAUCCGUAACAGUGUAUUUGGAUGGAUCCUGCCUACCCUGCUCUACUCGGAUCACAGUGCGCUGCAUACGGUGGGUCUAGACGGCGCUGUAGCGCUGCUCUUCCUCAAGAUGGGCUUUGUGUACCUCGUUCUUUCAAGUCUAUGGGCCGUAUUUGUACUUAUUCCCGUGCACUAUUACACCAAUGGCUGGAUUGACGGUGUGAAGCCUGGCGAAACAUUUGGCGAAGCCGAGCCGGUCACGCUCGCCAUGGAAUCGCUCGCCAAGCCACGCGAUCCGUUGCCUUUUAUACCACUUCCCAACAUUGUAACACGCGAUACGCUCUACGAAAAUACACAACUUGUGAGCACAUUCUUCUACUCAUUGCUGGCUAUGUGGGUCUUAUCGCGCACGUAUGCUGUGUUUAUUUCGUUCCGCCAAGGCCAUGCAGGUGUGCAGCCUAAUACACGUACAGCGCGAACAGUAGAGAUUCGGCAGCUCCCCGACCACCUGGUGAGCGAAGACGAAUUGUGGGGCUACUUUUCUGACAUUCGCUUGGACGUGGAGAAUAUCAGCAUUCUGAAAAAGACCAGGGUGUUGGACAAAUUGCUAUCGAAACGCUCCCACGCGCUUUUCCGUUUGGAAAAGGCAUGGAAUACGUGGAUUACGGAUCCCACGGAAGCGCAGAACUACGAUCCCGAACAGAUUCGCGAGCAGACUAAGCACAUGAUGCGCCCACCCGCGCCUGGUGCAGCGCCGUUUGUUGCGGCCGCUGUACAGUCAAACCGACCACGGCCUACAAUGGUGCGACCAUGGUGGAAUCUGCUGGGUCCUCGCGUAGACUUGAUUGAUCAACUUUCGUACGAAUUCAACACACUCGACGAAGCUGUCUCGAGGAUGCGUGCAUCGAGCUUUGAGCAUGGCCACACAGCCUUUGUAACGUUUAAGAACGCAUGGAGUGCGCAAAUUGCCAGCCAAGUCGUUCACUACCCCAUGCCUGGCUAUUUCUACACGGAGCCUGCGGUGGAACCGCGCGAUAUUAUCUGGGUCAACGAGGAGACAAGCGUUUGGGAUCGCCGACUUCGGCAAUGGAUUAUGUCGUGUAUGAUUGGCGUGCUGCUUAUUUUCACGCUCUCGAUCGAUUUUGUGUUAGCGACGCUGGUCAACUUGAACGAAAUCAAGCAAUACAUGCCCUGGUUGGGUGACAUUCUUGACGAAAACCUACGCGUGCGUGCCUUUGUUCAAAAUUCGCUACCAACGCUGUUGUUGAUUCUGAUUAACGCACUGGUGCCGAUCGCCAUGAAGUACUCAACGUACUUCCAGCGGGUCCGCUCGUUCUCACAGAUGGAGCACAGCGUGUUGAGCAAGUACUACUUGUAUCUACUCUUUUCUGUGGUGUUUGUGUUCUUGUUUACGAGCGCGCGAGACAUGCUAAAAGAGCUCUCGCAAAGCCCUAUGCACAUGAUUGAUAAGCUUGCACAGUCGCUGCCAGUGGCACGUAAAUUCUCGCUGUCGUAUGUUGUUUUCCAAGGUUUGGCAAUCCAGCCGUUCCAGCUGGUUUUGCUUCCGAGUCACCUCCAGCAUAUUCUGGGCCGUAUCUUUGGUCUGACGACGCCGCGGUACUUGGCGCAUAUGUUUGAGGCGCCUAGUCUGAACAUCAGUACCUUGUACCCGCAGGCACUGCUUAUCUUUACAUUGGCUGUUCUCUACAGUAUUGUCAGUCCUCUUAUUUCCAUCUUUGGCGCGUUGUACUUUGGCGUGGCGUACACGGUGCUAAAGUACCAACUUCUCAAUGUCUUUGACAAGCCGUACGAUUCGCAUGGCCACGCAUGGCCCCUGGCCAUUCAGCGGUGCUUGUGGGCUCUCAUUUUGUUCCAAGUCUUCCAACUCUCGCUCUUCUCUGUGCGCAAGCAAGUAUUCAACAGUUUGCUGAUUGUAUUGCUUAUUGGCUAUACCAUCUGGUUUAUGGUUUACAUGCAGAAAACGUUCCUGCCUCUGACGUCGUACGUGAAUUUGUACGAUAUCUACUCGGCAGAAGACGAAGACGUCCAGCGGGAGAGUCACCAUGCAGUCGUCGCACAGGACGAGGCGCAGCCUAUACCCACUUCUGGCUUUUACGGUGAUGAGGCAUAUGAGCCGCCCAUGUCCAAUCAGUCAGGCCUCUUGAAGUCGGAGCGUGAUGAUACAUACGGGCAGCCCGCAUUAACAGGGCGCCUUCCCACGUUGUGGCUCCCUAUGCGUCGGCAAGGCUUCCUGCCGGCCAGGUCCAUCGACGAAGUAUAG
Molecule: messenger RNA, 2490 nt
Organism: Malassezia pachydermatis
Lineage: Eukaryota; Fungi; Basidiomycota; Malasseziomycetes; Malasseziales; Malasseziaceae
Exons: 2
Coding region: 1-2490 (829 amino acids)
Cellular component (GO): plasma membrane
Molecular function (GO): calcium-activated cation channel activity
Source: RefSeq, a predicted model, not a curated record